This is a messenger RNA of Bipolaris zeicola 26-R-13, 888 nucleotides long. RefSeq lists its product as uncharacterized. The transcript is spliced from 3 exons. Gene Ontology annotation, biological process: regulation of DNA-templated transcription. The coding region runs from base 1 to 888 and encodes 295 amino acids. Gene Ontology annotation, molecular function: zinc ion binding; DNA-binding transcription factor activity, RNA polymerase II-specific. Lineage: Eukaryota; Fungi; Ascomycota; Dothideomycetes; Pleosporales; Pleosporaceae. The record is from RefSeq and is a predicted model, not a curated record.
AUGGCGUCUGACUCGGCAAACCUCACAUGUGAGCAUUGCGGAGAUACGUUCCUGCGUAAAGAGCACUGGGACCGUCACCUGCGAAGGCAUUCUGGUGUCAAGCCAUUUCAAUGCGAGGUUUGCUCCAAGUCCUUCGCUCGGAGGGACACCCUCAUGCGCCACAGUAGCAUUCACCACAAUGAAGAUCAGAUACACAGCAUGCCGCGCCGCUGUGUCCAAGCUUGUCUUUCCUGUGCCCGACUCAAGCAGCGUUGUCGGGGCGGCUUGCCAUGUGCACGCUGCCAGCAAGCCGGAACCAAGUGCACAUAUAGCCCAGGAAGGGCCGCAAAUGUCACAUAUUCCUCCUCUCGAAGGAGCGAAACACCCGCUGCUCGCAUUGAUGCUGUGAUGAGCAGCUCGAUUCCACCUGAUCCACAUCCUAACAAUGUCAAUAGUCAAUCAAUCGGGCUUCACGUCACGCAUAGGCAACCACUGGAGGCCGCUGAGCAGUCCGCUUUGUAUCACAAUACCAACGACCCUACCAGCAGCCCUACCAGUAACAGCCAAGGCCGCUUUUCAUUUUCUCCUACUGUGGCUAUGCACUCAAUUCCUGCGCCCACUACUUUUACACCUUCAUCGCUAGGUAAUGACACUGCUCUCCAUACAUCCAACCAAUGGAAUCCCUCUUUGUCUCUCCAUGGAGACACAGUGAUGAACGAAUUUGCAGCCGGUUGGGAUCCUAUGACAGCUUACUUUCCAUUCUGGCUGGUACCCGAGGGACUGAGAGAUGUCCUUGACACUCCAUAUGACAUGGGAAACCACAACCAGCAGUGCGGUGUCGAGACGCAUAACCACCCCCCAGAUUAUUAUGUGCAAAGCCAAGGAACUUCCACUCUAUCAACCGACUGA